AUUUUAUCAAAUUUCAGUGAUGCUGAAAAUUGCUUAAAAAUUAAAAUUUUUGUUUUGUUUUAUAUACAUGUAUAUAUUUUUAUACAGAUACGAAGGUGACAAAUCAAUUCACUUUGGGUCAUUUCGUAAGAAUCCAUUUCUUUUUAAAUUACCCUGGAAAUAUAUUUAUAAUAUAUUACUGCGUUUUGUGUGAUUAAAGUUAAACGUUUUGAAUUAUUAUGCUGUGUACAGGAAAGAAAUCAUUUGGAAACCUACGAGGAGAUUUCUAGUGAGCAAAAUGAUACCGAUAUCUUCGCCAAUCUAACGUUCCGCUUUACUUGCGAGAACAUGCCAUCCGGUUUUUACGCCGAUGUAGAUUACAAUUGCAGGAUAUUUCAUGUUUGCGAAAAUUCCGGCCGUGGUUUCCCAGUGAUUUGCGCUAACGACACAGUGUUUGAUCAGAAACAGCGGAUAUGCACGGACGAGGAAAAUAUCGAUUGUCAGCACGCUUAUGAAUGGUACUACUUGAAUGAGCUAACUUAUUCUGCAGAAAUUGAAUCGAGAACGAUUACAGAAGAAAUCACAGAGGAAGACAAAUCGAAAGUGGUUCAAGAGGAGGAUGUAGUGCCUUCCGUUUUGCCGCUCAUGAUUGACUAAAACUCUUUUUAUCUUACAAUUUAUUAUAUAUUGCUGUACGCAUUUCACAUUUAUAUUACGUUACAAGAGUAAAAAAUCGACACAUCAAA
Messenger RNA from Solenopsis invicta (red fire ant), 725 nucleotides. RefSeq names its product U-scoloptoxin(01)-Er1a. The transcript has 2 exons. The record is from RefSeq and is a predicted model, not a curated record. Lineage: Eukaryota; Metazoa; Arthropoda; Insecta; Hymenoptera; Formicidae. The coding region runs from base 328 to 636 and encodes 102 amino acids. Gene Ontology annotation, cellular component: extracellular region. Gene Ontology annotation, molecular function: chitin binding.